Messenger RNA from Benincasa hispida (wax gourd), 2224 nucleotides. NCBI's taxonomy places the organism in Eukaryota, Viridiplantae, Streptophyta, Magnoliopsida, Cucurbitales, Cucurbitaceae. The record is from RefSeq and is a predicted model, not a curated record.
UGAGAGGUAAUUGUUUUAAACUUGAAAAGGGUGUUUUUGUGUUCAAAUGUGAUUCGGCCAACAAGGCCGUGCGGUUAUGGUUGGGGUAUUGCAACAGCGAGAGCAGCCAGCAUCAAGCAAAGCCUUUAUUUAGUGCCAUUGGCGUCAGUAGCUCCACCUUUUGCUGCAAUAAAUGUAGCCUUCCCUCUUCUUCUUUCAUCCCUUUUUCUCCUCUCUUUUUCUCUAUUCUAUUCUUUACAUUUCAAUUUCCCCUCUCCUCCUCUCUUUUAUGUGCAAAGCUGAUCCAAAUUUGAAUGUUCUUUGUGGUUUUUGAGGAGUUUGGCCUUCUGGGUUUUGUUCCUUUUCUUGAUUCUUAGCUCUAAUGGAAAACGAGGAUAAGCUUGUUGUUCAAAGGACUCAGGUGGGUUCACGUGAAGAACCCAUUUCAAUUCCUGUCCAAAAGGAUGAAGGUACAGCUGGGAUCACUGAAGAAAAAGAGCAUUCUAAUCAAUGGAAGAGAUCGAAUCUUGUCCUCGAGAUACCGUCUCGAACACCCGAAUCGUCCCCACAAGAUUAUCAUGCUAUAAAGAUGCCUCAAACUCCUAGGAAAGUAAAUUUUCUCUUGACACCAAGUCCUUCAGAUGUGAGAAUUAAUGGAUCUGGAUCACCUGGUCCAUCUUCAUCUAGAGGCAAAUCAUCUAUAAGAAGUCUCUUUCCUAAGUUAAGCUUUAUCCAUAGAAGUUCUUCAGACAUUGAGAAGGUUGCUAACCUUGCCCUUGAAGGUUCAUCACAUGGGGCACAAGAGAAGCCUUCAAUAUCUAGGUCUUUGUCUCUUUCAAAGAUAUUCACCCCUAGGAUAAAGAGGACUUCAUCACUACCUGUUACUCCCAUCAUUCACUCGAAUCCCGAAUCGGCGCACGGUGGAAUGAGAGGAGGCGCUACCAACUUUAUUGGAAAAGGAGCUCAACGAAAAAUAUCUCGUUCACUUUCUGUCCCGGUGAAUGAUAAAGAGUCAAGUUUGAGGAGGAUGGAUUCAUUUUUCCGUGUAAUUCCUUCAACACCACUUGUGAAGGGAGGAAGUGGAAAGCUAAAUAUACCCAUAGAGGAAGCUGAAGAUAAUGCUGGUGAAGAUAUACCUGAAGAAGAGGCUGUUUGCAGAAUUUGUCUGGUUGAAUUGUGUGAAGGUGGCGAGACGCUAAAGAUGGAAUGCAGCUGCAAAGGUGAACUUGCUUUGGCACAUAAGGACUGUGCCAUCAAAUGGUUUAGCAUCAAGGGGAAUAAGACAUGUGAUAUAUGUAAGGAAGAGGUCAGAAACUUACCUGUUACUCUGUUACGGAUCCAAAGUAUUCGAGCUCGAAGCACCGGAGCAAUCAGAGCUCUGCAGGAAGAUGUCAAUGGAUAUAGGGUCUGGCAGGAAGUUCCCGUGCUCGUAAUCGUGAGCAUGCUUGCCUAUUUCUGUUUUCUCGAGCAACUACUGGUCGGUAAAAUGGGUAGUGGCGCUAUCGCAAUAUCCCUCCCUUUUUCUUGUGUACUUGGACUGCUCUCAUCCAUGACCUCAUCAACUAUGGUUAAGAGAAGGUUCGUCUGGGUAUACGCCUCAUUUCAGUUUGCUCUUGUCGUUCUCUUUGCACAUAUCUUUUACUCCGUGGUUGGCAUACAAGCAGUUCUAUCUAUUCUUCUUGCAACUUUUACGGGGUUCGGUGUUGUGAUGAGCGGUACUUCGAUCCUAGUUGAGUUCAUCAGAUGGAGAAGAAGAUGGCAAGCUUCAUUGGAGCAACAUCAAACACAGAUGAUCACACGACCAGGCCAGUUUCCUAGAACAUCGAGUGUAUAACAAGAAAACCGUCCAGACUGAUAUCGACACCGAACCAGAUACAUACUAGAGGAACAAUAGCAGAAGUGUAUUUUGUUACUUAUACCAUACGCAGUUUCGCUAGCUCAAUCGGUCAUAGCAAACGUGUGUAAAUGAGAAAUUUGUGUUGUUUACCUGUGUUUUUCAUCAAGUCAAUGAGGAAUUGGCUUCAUAGGCUUCUUUUUGUUUCUUUUUCAUGGUAUUUUGUAGAACAAAGUUGCAUUGUUUUUUCUUUUUUCUUUGGUGGAUGAGAGUGCACUAAAAGCAUUUGUGAAAGUUUUUAUGUUAUGUAGAUUUGUAUCACUCACUUUCUGAUGUGAGUGAUUUAUAGAAUAAACCAUUCCUCUUGUAACAUACAUUCUUUUUCACUUAUUUUUCAUAUGGAUUUGUCAA